AUGGCUCAACCGCCCUCCACUGCUCCCCUCGAGGCCACGCCGUAUGGCCAGAAGUCAAACCCCCGGCUACGAAAGCUUGCAAAGAAGCCGCUCAAGCCGCUCAAGCUUGCCGCCAGUGCAUAUCACUCGGUGCGAUCAGGCUUGGCCACCCCGAACAGUGGGCAGUCGGCCGUCGGCCUCGAGGACGAGCUGGCAGGUUUGAACGUCAGCGACGGCAGUACCAAGGUGAACCGCAGUGUCACCUCAACCUCAGCCUCUAGCAACGGUACUGGGGGUCUCGACCCUCAGAUCUCCAUCAACGACAAGAACUGGCGCGGCCGGAAGAAGGACAAUAUGCUUGUGGACCCUGUCAUGAUCGCGCAAGCCGCGAAGGGCCCUCGCAAGCCUCUCGACGGGGAAGAGCCGGCUGCCUGGCUCCGUGUCCGCGUAGUCAGUGCCGACGGCCUCGUGGCCAAGGAUCGCAACGGCCUGAGCGAUCCCUUCGUCACCCUCCUCGUUCCUCCGGGCUCGCGCCACACGACGCCAGUCGUGAAGCGUUCCCUCGACCCUGUGUUCCCGGCAGCGCAGAGCACCUUCGACUUCCCCAUCUACCUGUCGCUCGCCGCAGUCAUCGGGGGGCGUGGCCUCGAGGGCGUUGUCUGGGACAAGGAUUUGGUGCGAAAGGAGUACAUGGGCGAGCUGUGCGUGCCCGUCGAUCACUGGUUCCCUUCAGCACAGCCCCGUCUUUGGCACGAGCAGCUGCCCGUCCAGUCCUUUGAGCUCUUCUCAUCGCGUCGCAAGCACAGGGUUUCCGGCAAUGUGCAGCUCCAGAUCGGCUUCCUCCCCGGUCCGGCAGAGGACACGCAGGAUGCGCUGCGCAAGGUCCAGGGCGUUUACGAGACCAUCCUUGCGCGAACGCUCGUCGGCGGCCAGUUCGGUGUUCUUGGUGUGCCUGCGCACGAGGGCAUCGGCACCGUCCAGCUCACUCGCUCCCAGACGGACGGGGAUGACUUCCUGGACACCUCCACCGGCAUGAGCGUCAUUACUACUGCCGUGAUGGCCCCUAGCGUGGGUGCUCAGCAAUCGUACUCCCGCCAGUACAGCUACGACCUUCCGGACGACGGCCUCUCCAGCUCUGACGAAGACGGCGACAUGGAGGAUGCCCUUGAGGGCGACGAUGACGGGUGGCUGCGCGACGGACUUCCAACUGACUCACCUGAAGCGGACGGUGUCCCGCAGAGUGAGCCCCUAUCCCUUCCGCCCAUCAUGCCUGGGGUCGAUGACCUUGGCAGCCGCCGAUCGAGCGCAGCUUCGUUACAGUCUGUUGCCGAGGCAGCCCCGCCAAGCGGCAAAUCGCGCAAGAUCUUCCGCCGGUCGCGCCUCGGACGCAAGAAGGGCAAAUCAAAGGACUACAACUUCGGCCACGACCACAACAUUCUUGGCAUCGUCGUCAUGGAGGUCCAGAGUGCUUCUGACCUCCCUCGUCUGAAAAAUGCCCUCCGCGUCGGAUGGGACAUGGAUCCCUUCGUGGUAAUCUCUUUCGGCAAGAAGGUCUUCCGAACCCGUGUCAUCCGGCACUCCCUCAAUCCUAACUGGGACGAGAAGCUGCUGUUCCACGUCCACGAGCACGAGGAGAACUUCACCAUCCAGAUGACCCUACUGGACUGGGACAAGAUUUCCGGGAACGACCACAUCGGAUCAGCGACGCUGCCGCUCGCUGAGCUCAUUGCCGACGCCCCGAGCCCGGACCCGGUUACUGGACUGUAUGGGGAAGGUGUCGAUGGCAAGCACGAAUCCCGAGAGUUCACUCUGCCCAUCGUGACUAACAAAUCGGUGGCAUGGGAGCUCAAGCACAAGCCCGCCUUGACUGUUCGCGCGAAGUACGAACCGUACGGUGCUCUGCGCCAGCGCUUCUGGCGCCAGUACGCUAUGCAGUACGACGCGGACGACACGGGCAGCAUGUCUUGGGUCGAGAUGACUUCCAUGCUCGACUCGCUCGGUUCCACCCUCACUCCCCAGACGCUGGAGAGCUACUUCACCCGCUUCGGCAAGUCGCCGGAGAAGGACGAGCUCACUUUCGAUGAGGUCGUGCAGAGCCUGGAGGACGAGGUCACCAAGUCGAGCUCGGCGAAGCGUACCAUCGGCAAGCCGAAUGCAUCCGUCGAGGUCGACGCCCAUGACCUCGACGCUAGACUGAAAUCGAUGCCUCAAAGCACUCCCGGCAGUGCUACUCCGUCCGUUCACCACUCUCAGGGCACCGCACCUCCCUCCACCUACAACUCCCACAGCCGACACAUUUCCACUGCUUCCAACACGAAUAUCCCCUAUCUUAAUGUCGAGAACACCGAUGACAGCUCCAGUCCCCAGGGCACGACGGAGGCGGGCUCCCCCAUGGCGUCUGACGCCGACGAAAACUCGGACCCCGCCAACGACUACGUCGAGCGCAUCAUCAACAUCAAGGAGUGCCCGCUCUGCCACCGCCCCCGUCUCAGCAAGCGUAGCGAGCAGGACAUGAUCACCCACUUAGCUGUGUGUGCAUCGAGCGACUGGUCCCGCAUCGACCGCAUCAUGACCUCGACUUAUGUCACUUCGUCGCAGGCGCAGCGCAAGAAGCUGACCAAGCUUCUGAACAAGGUCACUGCUGGCUCGUACUCUCUCGGAGCCAACUCGGCGAACAUCCUCGUCCAGGAUCGCAUGACUGGUCAACUGCAGGAGGAGAAGAUGGCAGUCUACGUCCGAACCGGUAUCCGUGUCCUGUACAAGGGACCGCGCACUGGUAUUGCCGGAGCUCGCGCCCGCAGGAUGCUCAAGUCGUUGUCGAUCAAGCAAGGCAUCAGGUACGACUCACCCCAGUCGGCUGCCGACAUUCCGGGCUUCAUCGCCUUCCACCGGCUGAACACGGACGAGAUCCGCGACCCGCUGGACUCGUUCAAAACGUUCAAUGAGUUCUUCUACCGCAAGCUGAAGGAGGACGCGCGACCGGUCGAGGACCCGGGCAACCCGGACCGCCUCGUCUCCAUGGCUGACUGCCGCAUGAUGGCUUUCAACACUGUUUCCGAGGCUCAGCAGAUCUGGAUCAAGGGCCGUGACUUUACCAUUGCCAAGAUGCUUGGGUCUGCCUACCAUGAGCAGUGGCAGAACUACGUCGGCGGCUCGCUCUGCAUCUUCCGCCUUGCUCCGCAGGACUACCACCGCUUCCACUCGCCCGUUGAUGGCAAGAUUGGCAAGAUCACGAAGAUCGAGGGAGAGUACUACACCGUGAACCCGCAGGCCAUUCUUACGCAGCUCGACGUCUACGGUGACAACGUCCGUCAGAUUGUUCCCAUCGAGAGCCCGCAGUUCGGCACGGUGAUGACGGUCUGGGUCGGCGCCAUGAUGGUCGGCUCCAUCGUCGACUCGGUCGUGGAGGGCCAGGAGGUCAAGCGCGGCGAUGAGCUCGGUUACUUCAAGUUUGGUGGAAGCACCAUCGUCUGCGUCUUCGAGCCGGGACGAGUAGUCUGGGACCAGGAUCUUCAGGACAACGCUGCCGCCGCGCUCGAGACACUCGUCCGCGUCGGCAUGGGCAUCGGCCGCACCCCGGAGAUGGCCAGGGCGUAG
Messenger RNA from Trichosporon asahii var. asahii CBS 2479, 3576 nucleotides. Its product is annotated as phosphatidylserine decarboxylase. The record is from RefSeq and is a predicted model, not a curated record. The transcript has 4 exons. Lineage: Eukaryota; Fungi; Basidiomycota; Tremellomycetes; Trichosporonales; Trichosporonaceae. Gene Ontology annotation, biological process: phospholipid biosynthetic process. Gene Ontology annotation, molecular function: phosphatidylserine decarboxylase activity. The coding region runs from base 1 to 3576 and encodes 1191 amino acids.